AGGGAGUCUCCAUCCUUCUCCCCACAGAGUGGAAAACUGGAUAUGGAGCCGGAGAUUCAGGGCUGUUCCCAACCUGGGCAUCUUGGAAGUUGUGCUAUUCAAACGAUUCUCCACCUUAACCCUCAGUGAAGCCUCAUAGAUGGUGUUUCCCUGCGCGACUUCAUGGAACCGGUUGACUGAGGACCAUCUGAAGAACAGACAUGGCAGUGCCAAAUGUGGUGUUCUCUGACGUGGAAAGUUUCCUGGACUCGCAUCCCGAGCUGUUCGAGGACUACCUGAACAGAAAGGGGAAUUACAGCAUGGUGGAGAAAUGGCUCAAGAACCACCAGGCGAGCAAAAGUCCGGCGGCCGCAGCUGCCGCCGAGCCGAGAGAAGAGAAGGGCAACGCGUGCAAGGACAGCUGGGCCAGCAAGUGCGACGGUCUGCAGCGGAGAGCCUCGCAGAAGGAGCUGCGCAAAACUUUCGCCAGAUCAAAGGCCAUCAAUGUCAACAGGACAUACGACGAGCACGUCAACUCCCGGGCCCAGGAGCCGCUGACGAGCAUGAGGAGGCGAGCUCUGCUGAGGAAAGCCAGCUCGCUGCCCCCGACCACUGCGCACAUACUGAGCGCACUGCUGGAGUCCAGAGUCAACAUCCCCCAGUACCCGUCCACAGCCGUGGAUUUCAAAUACCACCUCAAAGAACACAACGAACGAGAGUUUUUCCUGGAGCUUGUAAAGGACAUAUCUAACGACUUGGAUCUCACGAGCCUCAGCUACAAAAUCCUCGUGUUCGUUUGCAUCAUGGUCGAUGCAGACCGGUGCUCCUUGUUUUUAGUGGAGGGAACGGGCAACAAGAAGACGCUCGUGUCCAAAUUCUUUGACGUGCACGCGGGGACCACGGUUUUACCCUCCAUGAAUUCGGACGAAGUUCAAGUUCCGUGGGGGAAAGGAAUCAUUGGAUACGUGGCGGAGCACGGGGAGACGGUGAACAUUCCUGACGCUUAUCAGGACCGUCGGUUCAGCGAUGAAAUCGACAAGCUGACAGGGUACAAAACCAAGUCGCUCUUGUGCAUGCCCAUUCGCAACAGCGACGGAGAGACCAUUGGAGUUGCUCAGGCCAUCAACAAGACUUCAAGCGGAGAACUCUUCACCGAGGACGACGAAAAGGUGCUGCAGAUGUACCUGCCAUUUUGUGGCAUUGCGAUCUCCAACGCUCAGCUCUUUGCCGCCUCAAGGAAGGAGUAUGACAGGAGUCGGGCACUCUUGGAGGUAGUCAAUGACCUAUUUGAAGAGCAGACUGACCUGGAGAAGAUUGUCAGGAAGAUCAUGCACCGUGCCCAGACAUUGCUUAAGUGCGAGCGCUGCUCUGUUCAAUUGCUGGAGGACAUUGAGUCACCGGUGGUGAAGUUCACCAAGUCGUUUGAGCUACUGUCCCCUAAGUGUAGUGCAGACACUGAAAGCAGUUUCAAAGACAGUAUGGAGAAGUCAUCUUACUCAGACUGGCUCAUCAACAACAGUAUUGCAGAGCUGGUAGCAUCCACAGGACUGCCUGUGAACAUUAGCGACGCCUAUCAGGAUCCUCGCUUUGAUGCUGAGGCCGACCAGUUCUCGGACUUCCACAUCCGCUCUGUGCUUUGUGUUCCUAUAUGGAACAGCAACCACCAAAUCAUUGGUGUCGCUCAAGUGCUGAACAGACUCGAUGGGAAACCAUUUGAUGACGCAGACCAGCGUCUCUUUGAGGCGUUUGUGAUCUUUUGUGGACUGGGCAUCAACAACACCAUCAUGUACGACCAGGUGAAGAAGUCUUGGGCCAAGCAAUCUGUGGCUUUGGAUGUUCUGUCUUACCAUGCUACUUGCUCCAAGACUGAAGUUGACAAAUUCAAGGCUGCUAACAUCCCCCUGGUUUGCGAGCUGGGCAUCGAUAAGCUGUCCUUUGACGAUUUCUCUCUGGAUGUUGACGCCAUGAUAACGGCUGCCCUGAGAAUGUUUAUGGAGUUGGGAAUGGUGCAGAAAUUCAAGAUUGACUAUGAGACACUGUGCAGAUGGCUGCUGACUGUCAGAAAAAACUACAGAAUGGUCCUCUACCACAACUGGAGACAUGCCUUUAAUGUCUGCCAGUGCAUGUUUGCCAUGCUAACGACAGCGGGCUUCCAGGAGACUCUGACGGAGGUCGAGAUCUUGGCGCUUAUUGUAGGUUGUGUGUGCCAUGACCUGGACCACAGGGGCACCAACAAUGCUUUUCAGGCGAAGACGGGCUCAGCCCUUGCUCUGCUUUAUGGGACCUCUGCUACACUGGAGCACCACCACUUCAACCAUGCUGUUAUGAUCCUGCAGAGUGAGGGUCACAAUAUCUUCUCCAACCUCUCGUCCACAGAGUACAGCGACCUCAUGCAGCUGUUGAAACAGUCGAUUCUGGCCACAGACCUCACACUUUACUUUGAGAACAGAAACACCUUCUUUGAACUGGUCAGCAAAGGAGAGUACAACUGGAACGUGAAGGCUCAUAGAGACAUGUGCAGAUCCAUGAUGAUGACAGCGUGUGAUCUUGGUGCUGUCACUAAACCUUGGGAAAUAUCACGCAAGGUGGCAGAGUUGGUGACCAGCGAGUUCUUCGAGCAGGGCGACAGAGAGAGAUCGGAGCUGAAGCUCACACCCUCUGCCAUCUUUGAUCGAAACAGGAAGGAUGAGUUGCCAGGGCUUCAGCUGGAGUGGAUUGAUGGAAUUUGUGCGCCGCUGUACGAGACUCUGGUCCAAUUGAAUCCCAAACUUGAGUCGAUGCUUGACAUGAUCAAAGCUAACAGGGCCAAAUGGGAGGAACUGAACAAGAAGCGACAACGGGGCCAGAGUGUUUCCGCACCUGCGAGCCCAUGCAGUGGCGACAGCACAGAAGCCGGUGGCUGCACUGUUGCCAAAACUGGCAGCACACCCUGCUGUAGCGGCGAUGCGGAUGGCACAACAUCUAAACCUGUCAGUUAGCUUCUGCUGCCGACUCCCAGCUGAUCUCUUAGGCUUAUUUAAUUUUAAAUGCAGCCUGCAACAGAGGCAGUGCGGUGCACGCAGAGGUUACUGGGCUCUGCUCCUCUUCGCUUUUGCUACUAGAGAUGAGCUUUAGACUUGAGUGCGGCGAUGUCGUAGAGGUUUUUCUGCUCCCUUCAGUCUUCCUGUGCUGAGGGCUGACAGAGCUGUGUUUGGCAAGCUCGUCGGAGCUGCUACAAAUCAGCUGAUGACACCAUGUCAGAAAGGCAACUCAACCCACUGUGUCAACAUGUCAACCAGUGAGCUAACACUAUCUAUUCUGGGCAUUGCACAAAUUUUCGGCACAACGAGGCAUGAAGAAUACUGGUGAGGAAUGUUUGCCUCUGUUGUGGAUGGUUUUGCUCUCGGUACCUCCUCGUUGCUCACAUUUUGUCUGGGGUAACAGAGAUAUUUUUUUGUAAAUUUGUACAUAGGCUAUUGAGUUAUUUACAAGUGCUGUUUAAAAAACCGUAAGCUCUGGAUUGUAAUGUGUCUGUCUGUAGAGUUUUUGAAGGAUAAAGGGAUGCAGGAACAGUAGGACCUGUGACAGUGCUUGCAAUGCAAAUUGAGUGCUUCGCUCCCUCCCUUCCUGUGCCUUGUUUUAAGAUCCAAAUGGAAAAUGCAUGGCCUCCUCAUCGAGAUUCUUAGGUAGUAUGGAAAUCCAUGUUGAACCAUGACGUAUUUUUGCCAUAAUUUGUAAAACCAAUGACUGCAGUUUUGUCUUGACCCCAUGUUAGCCACAACGUAUUUACAUUAUAUACAUAUGGAAAUCUAUUUUGCCCAAUUUUAUAAAUGCAGGGUCUCACUUUUCAAACACACAAACACACACACAAUGUGCCUUGAUGAAGUUGUUCUGGUAUCCCAUUGUUUUCUGCAGAAAAAGUCCUUUCAUCUACGGAUUUAACACUUACAGCUCAAACAUAAAGCAAUGUAAUUUAACUCCUCACUAAACUACAUUUAAAGGAAUAGCUCAAAGUUUUUGGAAAUACACUUAUUUGCUUUCUGUCUGAGAGUCAGAUAAAAUCAAUCCCACUCUAAUUAGAUGUUAAUGUUAGGUACAUGUGAAGCUACAGCCAGGCGCCCGUUAGCUUAGCUUGGCAUAAAGACUGGGAACGGAAAAACAGCUAACCCAGCUCUGUCCAAAGAAAAUAAAAUCUGCCCACCAGCAAGACUGAAGCUGAUUAAUUAACACUUUAUCUGGUUCCGUUUUCAUCCAUACAAAAUUGAAGUGUACAAACAGCUAUUCACUGUUUUACAUGGGGUUAUGUGUUGGACAAAUUAUUGGCCAGGACCAUUCAUUUCUUUCAGUGUCCGCUGGUUGCCUUUAGACAAGAAAUAGGGCAACCCUUAUAAACAGUAAAUAGCCUUUUUAGAAUUCAGAUUUUGUACAUUUUAAACAAACGAGAUCCAGUGUGUUAACUAGCGAGCUUUAGAGGUGUUGGUUGGCAGAUUUUUUUUUUUACGUUGGACAGAGCCAGGCUAGUUUAACAGACUGUUAGCCAGCCAUAGCUCUAUUUAAGGGACAGAUACAGUAUGAGACUGAUAUCUUCUCAUCUUACUUUCCCCCCAGAAAGCAAAUAAGUGCUUUUCUUAAAAUGUCAAACUUUUGCUUUAAUUUAAUUUUUGGCCUUUUUUCAAAGCUCACAAAUGCUACUUAAACAGCUUGUAUAUUCUCCAGAAGACUGAGACAUGCAGACUUGUAGUACUUGUAGUACUUAAGUGCCCAUGUAGUCACAAGCUAUUAUUUUCAUUUUAUUACAAGUUUUUUUUAAUAUAUGAGUUGUAUUUUAGCUUUAAUUGGAGUUUAAAACGUGACUGUGUGCAUUGUGUGGCAUGGAUCUGUGUGCUCUACUGUAUUUUAGUUGAAGAACUGAAUUGAAGUCAAGCAGAAGAAUUUUUAAUUGCAUGUUUUAUGCAGUAUUAAAUUCAACCACUUGCUAAGGAUGUAGCAAACGUGAGCCAACAAAUACCUCGUAUUUUGAACUUCAUCAGUAAACACAUUAUCUCAUGGGAAAUGCAUGACUUAAAUUCUAUUGCAUCAUGUUACGUGAAUUAUGAAUAUCGAUGUUCUAUUUUUCUAUUAGAUCUCCAGUUGUGGCCAACUUCUACUUGUCUUUUUUGCAGUGUAACAUGCUUCUUGUAUUUCUUCUGUCCUCUCCCAGUUUGGGCUCUGGAUUUAUUUACAGUGGGCUAAACUGAAAGAAACCUACGGCAUGAAAAGGCAAAUGUACAAUUUUCUGUUCAGAGUUUAA
Messenger RNA from Xiphias gladius (swordfish), 5248 nucleotides. It is a transcript of the gene pde11a, whose product is annotated as phosphodiesterase 11a. Gene Ontology annotation, biological process: signal transduction. Bases 201 to 2957 code for a protein of 918 amino acids. The record is from RefSeq and is a predicted model, not a curated record. Gene Ontology annotation, molecular function: protein binding; 3',5'-cyclic-nucleotide phosphodiesterase activity. The transcript has 20 exons. NCBI's taxonomy places the organism in Eukaryota, Metazoa, Chordata, Actinopteri, Istiophoriformes, Xiphiidae.